AUGGCAACCAUUGUUGUUAAACAAAUGGUUAAUCUUACAAAUGCUUUCAAAGAAUCAAAAGAAAAUAAUAUGGAUCUUUUAAAUAUACAAAAAGCUAUUUCAUCUUUUAUAUCAACAAAACUUUUUAUACACUCUCAAAAACAAGAUUAUAUUAGAAAAACAAAUUCAGCAAUUACAACAUCUAGUCAGCAAUCAGAUCUAGAUAAAAUCUCAAAUCUACAAAUAAUGGAAAUAAACGAGAAUGUUCCAAGUCCAAAUAUGGUGGAAUCAGACUUGAAAUAUUUCAAAGAGCUAUUUUCAAAAUUAAAAUUUUCAUAUAUUGAACAAGAAACAAAAGAACGAUAUCUUCGAGCAAUUUUAGAUGAUCCCAUUUUAGUUAUUGAAAAUAAAGAUAAUCUUGAACUUGAAAAAAAAAAUAUGGAGCUUAAAUCUCUGUUAAAAAAUACAAAAGAAAGUCUUAAUGCAACAUGUCAAAAUCUUGAACAAACCAUUUCCAAAGUUUGCAAUGAAUAUGAAAUAAUGAUUCAACAAGCUCUUGAAGCAAGUGAUAUGCUAAAAGAGAUCGAGAAAAUGGAAGCAGAAAUUGAAGAAUUAAAAGAUAAUGAACAAAAUGCAGAACAAAACCUUUCUCUUAAAGAUUCUCUUUCUCUUUUGUCAUCACAAACAGCAAAAUCAAUCAAGUUAAAAAAAGAUAUAAAAAAUUACCAAACUAUCUAUCAACAUAAAAAAAAACAACUAGAAGAAGCUACAGAAGAGAUAAGAAAAAGCGAAAAUGAAAAACAAUCCUGUGAAACUUUUGCAAAAGAGGCUCUUCAUACCAGAAACACCUUUAGUACAGAUAAUAGAUAUAAAAAAGAACAAACAUGUCUAUGGUACCAAUCCUUAUUGGAUCUUCAAACAUCUUUGUUUGAAAUAAAAAAUCUUAAACAAGAUAAUACAAAAGAACAUAUCUAUUUUACACUCAAAACACAUACGGGCGACAUAAAUAUUCAUAUCUGUUUUAAAGAUGGUCGAUUUCAUGAUAUUUAUACCGAUCCUCCUGUUCAUACGAAAGAUAUCCUUAUGGAAGCAAAAAAAAGAAACGAUCCGCUCUUUCUUAUCAACAAUAUUCUAUCAAAAGCAUAA
This is a messenger RNA of Pneumocystis murina B123, 1125 nucleotides long. RefSeq lists its product as hypothetical. Gene Ontology annotation, biological process: kinetochore assembly; protein localization to kinetochore; attachment of mitotic spindle microtubules to kinetochore. The transcript has 9 exons. The coding region runs from base 1 to 1125 and encodes 374 amino acids. NCBI's taxonomy places the organism in Eukaryota, Fungi, Ascomycota, Pneumocystomycetes, Pneumocystales, Pneumocystaceae. Gene Ontology annotation, cellular component: kinetochore. The record is from RefSeq and is a predicted model, not a curated record.